Messenger RNA from Prosopis cineraria, 2194 nucleotides. RefSeq names its product probable plastidic glucose transporter 3. The record is from RefSeq and is a predicted model, not a curated record. The transcript is spliced from 15 exons. Gene Ontology annotation, cellular component: membrane. Gene Ontology annotation, biological process: monosaccharide transmembrane transport. Lineage: Eukaryota; Viridiplantae; Streptophyta; Magnoliopsida; Fabales; Fabaceae. Gene Ontology annotation, molecular function: hexose transmembrane transporter activity. Bases 476 to 1906 code for a protein of 476 amino acids.
UGUGUUGGUUAACAGCCAAUAAUGGUUAUUACUAUGGGUUUCGUGGCUCCCUCGCUUUGCUUCUUCCUUGAAUCACUCUUCCCCCAAAUGCCGAAUCUUAUUCUUCCUCUUCCCCGCUCUUCGCAUUUUAGCAACCUCCAUCGAAACCGUUUCUCUUUCUUCUUCCUCACACUUUUUAGUUGAACAAGGCUGCCACUGACCUCCUCGGCGCGUUCUAGCCACCACCACCGUUUUUCUUCUUCUUCUUCUUCUUCUUCACACUCUCCUCUUUGCAUUCCAUGGCAGGAAAUUGUAUUUCUCUCUACAUUUGAAACUUCGUUCAAAGUUUUUGCAGGAUAACAAGGCUGCCCGUUUUUGGAGAUAAUUAAUAAUAGGGGAAAACUAUUCUGCUCCUAUGUUUUCACAUGUUAGCCAAAUGAAAUUCACAAAAGGUACUUCCUUAUAAGGCUGGGGAAGCUAUAUAUAUCACUUCACCAUGCGGGGAAGGCAGCGAGUGUUGUCCAGGGAACACAUAACUGCAUACGAUAGAGGAGAAAGUUCGGUACGUUUACUGAAUGGUAAACCUUCCUGGCGGAAAUCUUUGCGGCAUGUGUUAGUGGCUUCAAUUUCUUCUUUCUUAUUUGGCUACCACCUUGGAGUAGUCAAUGAAACCUUGGAAAGCAUUUCCUUAGACCUUGGCUUUAGUGGGAAUACCAUGGCUGAAGGUCUUGUCGUAAGUACAUGUCUAGGAGGGGCUUUUGCGGGGUCUCUCUUCAGUGGGUGGAUUGCGGAUGGUGUUGGACGCAGGAGGGCUUUCCAGUUAUCUGCUUUUCCUAUGAUCAUUGGGGCAUCAAUGAGUGCAACAACAAAAAGCCUGUGGGGUAUGCUUCUCGGGAGGUUAUUUGUUGGCACUGGGAUGGGACUUGGCCCUCCUGUUGCAGCUCUUUAUGUAACCGAGGUUUCACCUCCAACUAUAAGGGGUACUUUUGGGAGCUUAACUCAGAUUGCAACAUGUCUUGGAAUUAUGGGUGCUCUAUUUAUUGGAUUCCCUUCCAAGGAGAUAGUGGGUUGGUGGAGGAUUUGUUUUUGGGUAUCCGCCAUUCCUGCAGUAAUACUUGCCUUUGCCAUGGAAUUCUGUGCCGAGAGUCCUCAUUGGCUUUUCAAGAGAGGAAGGCGUACUGAAGCUGUAGCUGAAUUUGAGAAGCUCUUGGGUGGGAUACAUGUGAAACCUGCAAUAGCCGAAUUGUCAUGUGACAGAGGCGAUGAGUCUGAUACAAUCAAAUUUUCAAAGUCACUCUACAGUCGUCAUUUCAAAGUGAUGUUCAUUGGAUGUACACUUUUUGCUUUACAGCAGCUAUCUGGCAUUAAUGCAGUUUUUUAUUUCUCUCCAACUAUCUUCAAAAGUUUUGGUGUGCCUUCAGAUCUUGCAAACACUUGUGUAGGAAUUUGCAAUCUAGUGGGGUCAAUUCUUGCAAUGAUUUUGAUGGAUAAACUAGGAAGGAAAGUGCUUCUCAUGGGGAGUUUUAUGGCCAUGGCUGUAUCAUUGGGUCUGCAAAUAAUUGCUGCAAGUUCCUUUGCAUCAGAAUAUGGAGCAAUGUAUCUAUCUGUUGGUAGCAUGUUGAUGUUUGUCUUGUCUUUUGCUCUUGGUGCUGGUCCCGUUCCUGGUCUUCUCCUGUCAGAAAUACUGCCAAGCGCAAUCAGGGCCAAGGCAAUGGCAAUUUGCAUGGCUGUACAUUGGGUUAUGAACUUCUUUGUCGGUCUAUUAUUUUUGCGCUUGCUGGAGCAAAUAGGGGCACAACUCUUGUACGCUAUUUUUGCUGCAUUCUGUCUGAUGGCAGUGAUAUUUGUGAAGAAAAAUGUUGUAGAAACAAAAGGGAAGUCUCUUCAGGAAAUUGAGAUGGCACAUCUUCCACAACAAGCAACCUAAAUGAUGGAUAAGCAGCACAUAUUCAUUCGCUGAAUCAGCUGUGCAUUGCACAACUUUGGCAAAACAAAAGAUUUUCUUACCCGAAGAAUUUGCAGAAAGUUGAGUUUUAUGGCCAGAAUGUACCAGAAAUGCUUCUGCCUCGUGCAGCGGUCAUAGUGAGCUUUGACAAGGCUUUUUCAAUUUUUUUCCCCCAGGCUUGAGCUGGAGUCAGGAAAACAUGAACUGCCAAAAGUAGUGGCAAAAUGUAGAAGUCUUCAAUCUUAAAUGAGCAUAUCCUUAUUUUAAGAA